Messenger RNA from Nelumbo nucifera (sacred lotus), 4901 nucleotides. RefSeq names its product TIP41-like protein. Gene Ontology annotation, cellular component: cytosol. The record is from RefSeq and is a predicted model, not a curated record. Gene Ontology annotation, biological process: TOR signaling. NCBI's taxonomy places the organism in Eukaryota, Viridiplantae, Streptophyta, Magnoliopsida, Proteales, Nelumbonaceae.
AUGAACCCAAUUAUCUAUUUUUGAGAAUUUACUCAGUUGCAAUUGACCUAAAAGAUCAUAUGGCAAUUUCCAGGUCCACAAAACAAAUGAUUCAUAAUGGAAGAUCAAUUAAAUAAAACAUAUGCAAACUAUAGGGAGUAUUUUAGUAAUAUACAAGCUAUAGCGCAGGUUUAAGUAAAUGAGUUAAAUUAUACGGGUGUCUAAAUAAAUGACCCUAUUUUUAAAAUUUCAAAGCACGAGAGACGUGGUUUUAUUAUCCACCGUAAAAGGAUGGUUUCCUCCUUUAAAAGAACAGUCUUUUCCUGUGUAAACGUGUCAUGCAGGAAUAACCCUAUUGACAGCUCAAACUGGAUAGCCAAAUCUUUUUUUUUCCCAUUGCGCUGGCUGUCGUAUCGCCGGACAAACCAGUGAACCACUUUUGCUUCGACAUUAUUUUAGCGCUGUGCUAAAAGCCUAAAACAAGAAAGGCCUCGUUUGGCAUGUCGGAGCAAAAGCCUAAAACCAUGUCGGAGCAAUAGCAAGAGUAUCAGCGAAGAAGAAUCCCGUAACCGUAAUAGAGAAAAAAAAAUCAAAAAUAGGAAAACACCCAAAAGAAAGAACAAAGAAAGGCCAGAGCAGAGGAGGGAAGAAAGAACAGUUUUGUGAUAGAGCAGAGCUAUACGAUUCUAAGGCCCUGAGUUCCGAACGACGAUGGACAUUGAGGUCGACGAGAACGAACUGAAGGCUGCUGGUGCCGAGGUACUGCCCGAUGGACGGCGCGGAGUGCGCAUCCAUGGCUGGGAGAUUGAGUCACGCAAGCGGCCCAUUCUCAACUCCAUCAACCUUCACCGGUGGGAACAGAAGCUUCAGACAACCCACUUACCGGAGAUGGUUUUUGGAGAGAGUUGUCUUGUUCUUUACCACGCGAAUAGUCGCGUUAAGAUUCAUUUUAAUGCGUUUGACGCUCUCAUUGGAUGGAAGCAAGAAGCUUUACCACCAGUUGAAGUCCCUGCAGCAGCAAAGUGGAAAUUCAGAAGCAAACCUUUCCAGCAGGUUAUACUUGAUUAUGACUAUACUUUCACAACUCCAUAUUGUGGAAGUGAGAUGAUUGACAUAAACCUGGAGAAGCAUCUAAUGGGGGCCACCUCAGAGGAGGGGGGCUGUUGUUUGCAUUGGGAAGACUCUGAUGAGCAAAUUGAUUUGGUUGCGCUUGCAAAUAAAGAGCCUAUUCUCUUUUAUGAUGAGGUGGUCUUAUAUGAAGACGAAUUAGCUGAUAAUGGGGUGUCUCUAUUAACUGUUAAAGUGAGAGUCAUGCCAAGCUGCUGGUUUCUACUGCUGCGUUUCUGGCUUAGAGUUGAUGGGGUACUUGUGAGAUUAAGGGAUACUAGGAUGUAUUGUGCUUUUGAGAGCAAAGCCAGCCUCAGCAUCCUACGAGAGUGUUGCUGUAGAGAAAACUCCUUUCAAGCUUUAUCUGCAAAAGGAUAUCCUUCUGAUUCUGCUGCAUAUGGUGAUCCAACUCUCAUAAGUCAGAGGCUUCCCGUUAUCAAGCAUAAGGCCCAGAAGCUGAAUAUUCCUUGUAAAAUACUUGCGGGUUGAAAACUUAGUAUUUCUUCUUCUCCAAAUAAGUAGCACCACCACAGUCGAUCUGGACUUUAAUACAACUUAUUGAUCAAAAUCUUCUGACCCCCUCUGUGAAAUCUCUCUUUAGAUCCAAAACCGUAUGAAAUCAUUGUUCACACGAUGUCCGGUCUCUUGAUAAUUGUCAAUGGAUCUUUGGAAUAUGUUUCAAUUCCUGAAGAAUAUAGUGGUGUGUAGGCUCAGAUUGGCAGUUGACCGAACCCUUUGGGUGUGAUGGCAAUGACGGUAGAAGCGUAAUUACAGAUCACGGAAUAUAUGACAAUGAGGACCUCCAUGUACAAGACUAUAAGGGCAAGCCAAAGUGAGAUCACUUUUUUUUAAGAGACAAUUCAUGAUUAAAAAAAAUUGAAGAAUUAAUAAAGGCAAAAUAAGUUUUUUUAUAUUAGUUCUGUUAAACAUAACUCUGAAGGAAUGAUGGCACCUUCGCCAGUCAUUUCAACUUCAUGUCCUGAGUUGACUUACAGUUGUGAUUGGAUGGGAAGAAUUAUGUAGCUGAUCUAAGACUGCCUAAGAGGUAGAAACCCCGAAAUGUGCACAAUCCUACAAUCCACGUCAAUCCCAUAACCAAAUUUGUAUUGGAGUUUUAUCGGAUGGAUUAUAGCCGUCCAAACUUUUAAUAUUUAACAUUAGCAUAUAAGUUGCUUACUAGAUGCUUUAUUUUGAGCAUUUAGCAAAUAAUGUAUUCUGGGAAGAGCACAGGGAAGUCUAUCAAUGUUCAAAGUAUGGAUAUCGAGUCCCAUCAGAGAUGCUGAUUGGAGUCCUGCUACCUGUUGUUACCCCUGAAUUUAGAGGAUAAUUGUUAGUGUGUUGCUGUACUAUGCCCAAAAAAAAAAGGAUAACAGUAGUUAUAGCAACCAUAGGGGAUUCAGGCGUACAAUUAAUUAAAAAAAAAGUAUGAAUACCAGGCAUACUGUAUCGCUUUGGAGGGUCACUCAAACUCUUGGUUUUAGGAUUUUGGAAAUUAUGGUGGUUUUAAACAUUAAAUAGAAAUAUUAUAAGCCCCUUAUAAAAAAUAUGAAAAAAAAUGUAUCAAUCACCUGAAACGCCUCGAUACGCAUGUUCAGACGUAUCGGAUGUAUUGAUAUUUGAACCUUUUUCCUAGGUGGCUUGGGAAGCUCACUGAACGACCGAAUUGACAGAUACAUAAAUAUACGAUACCGAAAAUGGAUGAGAAUUGAAACUUCAAACUUCUUCAACUAAUUACAUUAGCUUCUUUAGUCGAUGGUUGAAAAAAAAAUGCCAAAAUCAUACAGUAGCUAGACAGGAAAUAAAAGAGAAACCUGAUUUAGUUGACAGGAUGGAUGGAUCAAAGACUGAGAUUCAAAUCUAUCUUUUGUAGUUCUGAUGGUUGUAUAGACAGUUUAGGGUCCAGGUGAAAGCUCCCCGGCCACAUCAUAUCCAUUGCUUCUUCGAAAGUGAAUGGCGCCCAAGCCAUCCCAUAGCCCGAGUUGGGAUUGUUGAACCGUGCUACCAACCCAGUUCCUUCUUUGCUUGGCUUGUGCACCAGCGAGUGAGGCCGGGCUCCCAGUGAUUGCAUUAUGGGUGAUGCAUUAUGGGGCAAACUCACCGUUGUCGCCAUCUUGUGAGAUUGGAAUCUUCUGGUUGCGCCUCUCUCCCUCUUGUGAGCGUUCUGGUGACCACCCAAAGCUUGUGAACUGAAGAAUUUUCUCAUGCAAAAGUUGCACGAGAAGACCUUGUUGGAAGCGGGCUUUGAUUGUGGAUCCAAGUUCCUGUUGCAUGGCUCACUUCUACCGAGGCUCAAAUUCAACCACUCUUCCCUAUCCAUUCCGCCAUCAUUGUUGUUUCUGCUCUUUAAUUCGACUUUCUGGUUGUUGGUUGACAUCUGGGUUGUUGAGUCUUCUUCAGUCUGCUUGAUCAUUGUCACUACCACCCUAAAAUCAGAGUAAGGAUCUCAAACCUCUAACAAAUUAAUUCGGAAUUUGGAAAGAGUAGAAGAGUUCUCAAGGGUGUUUAAGUUGAAACUCGAAAGAUUAGAGGCUUUGUUGGCUGGUUGGUGGUUGCUCUUAAAAAGGGUGAUAUCAACAGGGAGAACAAAUGGAGGGAAAAACGAAAUUGAGAUUUUUUCAUUUUAUCUCAUUUCUAUCCAAUAGCACCCACUGGUGAUGCUUGGUACUCCAGGAACAAUGCUUAUAUCAUCUUUUACUGUGCCCAUGUCAAGCCUCGGAAUAUUGAGAACAUCAACUUUUCCCUCAUAUUUUUUUCAUCUCCACAUCACACCACUUUUUACGUGGCUGUUCUCCUUGGAGUAACUAAUAAUAAUACUAGGUUCACGAUACAGCAAUAAUUACAUCACCGGUCAAAUCACAAUCUUAUAAUUUACAUCAACUGUCUGCCAUUAAUGUUCUGCUUCCCUGACUAGAUUAGAUACAUGCCGGGUGUGAACAAUAUAGGGUUUGGAGACAGAGAAUCUACUUCAUCAAUCCAGACUGCGCAAAACUAGUGGUUUGGCCAAUCAUGGACCAUUUGAUCCAAGGAAUAAAACGAAUAGGUAACCUGUCAACCAGGUACCUCUAUAUAGUUCUUGUAGGGAUAAAUAGACUGCAGUCCAUUCCAGAAAUUUGUAAUUAUAGUCCCCUCCUAAUCUAUCAGUAGCACCCUUAUAAAUCGCAUCCUAACCGUAGAUUUGAUAUCGAUCCACCAUCAGAUUCAUCCCACCUGUACGGUGGGGUUCAGAUUUCUGGGAUGGACUGAGUUAUAAAAGGUAGCAUCUCAACUUGGUAUAACUCUUUCAUGCGGUCACGUCAAGUAGGUAAGUGAAAAUUAGAUGCAAAAAGUAGUGUCACCUCGCUGAGGAAGCUGUAAUUUCUAUAUACAAAGAGAAAAAAGCCUUUUGUGGUGCAAUGAGCAAGUAAAUGAUAAACUUCACUACAGAUUUAUCAAAAUGAGUGGCGAUGCUAUAAUUCAUCUUUUUUUUUAAUGUCUUUGGGGUGGAGCCUGGAGGGGCCCAGAGAACCGGCAAUAAUGGCGAUAAAAAGUAAGGAGAGAUGUGUAGUUGCGUUUCAUUUUGAUUGUUUACAACAAAGACAAAGAUAUCCAUGCAGGAGUCUUCAUGUGGGGCUUCUUGACCUUCGUCAAACAAGUAGUGAGCAGUUUACGUGUGUACAGCAGAAGUCCAUUUGGGGUCACUUGUACUUUUUCUCACAGAAUCUUGUUGUUAUUAAACAAGGAAGAGAAGACAAGAGGAGCCCCGUUCGCAUAAAGGGUGCCUGUUUCUUGUUCUUCUGUUUGUUCAAUAAUAUAUAAAUCACAACAACAACAACGAU